This is a messenger RNA of Aspergillus novofumigatus IBT 16806, 897 nucleotides long. Its product is annotated as phytanoyl-CoA dioxygenase family protein. The record is from RefSeq and is a predicted model, not a curated record. NCBI's taxonomy places the organism in Eukaryota, Fungi, Ascomycota, Eurotiomycetes, Eurotiales, Aspergillaceae. The transcript has a single exon. Bases 1 to 897 code for a protein of 298 amino acids.
AUGACCGUUUCAACUCCUUCCAAACCUCAUAUCUGUCGAUUCCCUCCGGGUGCGGACCCGGAUGUCAUUAAUCAGGCUUUUCGAGAGGAUGGAGUCGUUAUUCUCGAGGGCUUCCUGACUCCCGCGCAAGUUGACAAGGUCAAUUGCGAAAUGAAGCCUCACCUGGCGAAGGUCCGAGGGGGAAAUAUGCGUUAUGGCCCCAUGGACACCUCUUUAGAAACAACACUCGAGCCUGAGCGAAGGCGUAUACACAAUCUUGCCGGACUGAGCGAGACCUUCCGCCAGGAUAUCCUAAACCAUCCCCUGAUGCAUGAACUGUCUCGCAGGGUCUUCUCUGAAUUUGGAGAUUACUGGCAAUACGCGGGCAGCGUGAUUGAUUGUGCCCCUGGCACUCCCGACCAGUUCCUGCACCGCGACCAGCCAGCACAGAAAUUGUUCAAUGUCGGUCCAGAUGCCCCGGAAGGCUUCAUCAAUUUCCUCACAGCCUUGACCGAUUUCACCAAGACGAAUGGGGCAACCCGAUUUGUGUGGGGUAGUCACAGAGAUUGGAUUGACAAGUCAGACGAGAAUCAUCCCAUCGUGGUUGCGGAAGUAAAAGCCGGGGACUCGCUCUUCUUCAGCGGGAAAAUCGUGCACGGUGGCAGUUUCAAUGGCACGAACGAUACCUACCGCUCCUCGGUGGCGUUGCCGAUUGUGCCUUGUAUCAUGACUCCGUAUGAGGCUAAUAUCCACAUUCCACGAUCGACUGUUGAGACGAUGACUCCCCUCGCGCAAAGAAUGAUCGGCUGGAGAUCUGCAUGCCUACCUGAUCCCUACGCAAUUGGGACCUGGACGUUGAAUAUGAACGAACUCGGUGAGCAGAUGGGCUUGAAAUCGAAAGGAUAUUUGGAGAAUUAG